Molecule: messenger RNA, 2469 nt
Organism: Colletotrichum higginsianum IMI 349063
Lineage: Eukaryota; Fungi; Ascomycota; Sordariomycetes; Glomerellales; Glomerellaceae
Product: Pre-mRNA-splicing factor SYF1
Exons: 3
Coding region: 1-2469 (822 amino acids)
Biological process (GO): generation of catalytic spliceosome for first transesterification step; mRNA splicing, via spliceosome
Cellular component (GO): U2-type catalytic step 2 spliceosome; Prp19 complex; post-mRNA release spliceosomal complex
Molecular function (GO): protein binding
Source: RefSeq, a predicted model, not a curated record
AUGCCUGCCUCAGUGCUUCUCAACGGCUCUCAGAGACGUCCAGACCUGCACCUGGUUGGCGACGAAGACUCCGUUUACGAGCAAGACGUCAUCCGCAACCCCGGAAGCAUCAAGCCAUGGCUCGCCUACAUCCAGUUCAAGUCGCAACAUGGGACCGUACACGAGCGCGCCUUCGUGCUCGAGCGCGCCUGUCUUCAGCUCCCCCGAUCAUAUAAGCUUUGGAAGAUGUAUCUUACUUUUCGAGUCCAACACGUUUCGAAGCUGAACGCCAGCGUCUUUUCUGCCGAAUACCGCAAGGUUAACGCCCUUUUCGAGCGCGCGCUGAUCCUUUUGAACAAGAUGCCUCGGAUCUGGGAACUGUAUCUGAAAUUCCUGCUUCAACAGCCUCUUGUUACGACCACACGGCGAACUUUCGAUCGGGCUCUUCGCGCACUGCCUCUCACCCAGCACAACCGAAUCUGGUCUCUCUACAAGCCCUUCGCCAAUUCCAUUGCAGGAAUCAGCGCCGUCAAGGUGUGGCGCCGCUACAUGCAGAUUCACCCCGAGGACGCCGAAGACUUCAUAGAACUUCUCACCCAGGCGGGCUUCUACACAGAGGCCGUCAAGAAAUACAUGGAUGUCCUCAACAAUCCGCGAUUCACAAGCAAGCAGGGAAAAGGGCAUUACGAACUGUGGAGCGAAAUGGUCGACCUGAUGGUUGAACAUGCGGCUGACAUCGAGACUGGCCAUGAGACUGGCAUCGAUGUAGACAGGAUCGUUAGAAGCGGUAUUGUCCGUUUUGCCGAUCAACGAGGGAAGCUAUGGUGUGGUCUGGCCACAUAUUGGAUACGGAGGGGCAACUUCGAGCGCGCUAGGGAUGUAUUUGAAGAAGCUAUCACCACGGUGAUGACCGUCCGAGACUUCACUCUUGUUUUUGACUCAUAUACUGAGUUCGAGGAGUCUAUCAUUGGAGCUCUGAUGGAGGUCGCCUCAGAUCGCGCGGACAAGGGUAUUGUUGACGAGGAGGCGGAUUUCGAACUCGACAUCAGAAUGAUGCGGUUCGAGCAACUCAUGGACCGGAGACCUUUUCUUCUCAACGAUGUCGUCCUGCGCCAGAACCCCAACAAUGUGUCGGAAUGGGAGAAGAGGGUUGCCCUUUGGGGCGACAACAAGUUUGAGGUGGUCCAGACGUAUACGGCCGCCAUCGCGACAAUACAGCCAAAGAAGGCCAUAGGGGCAUUCCACCAGCUCUGGGCAAACUAUGCCAAAUUCUACGAGCGCGGGGGCGACGUACGGAACGCGCGCGUCAUCAUGGAGAAAGCUGUCAAGGUUCCGUUCAAGUCCGUUGCGGAACUGGCUGACAUGUGGAUUGAAUGGGCCGAGAUGGAACUGAGGAACGAAAACUUUGAUGAUGCCGUUCGGAUCAUGGCAAAGGCGGUGCAAGCGCCGAAGAGAUCGACAGUUGACUAUUUUGAUGAGACGUUGUCACCACAGCAGCGUGUGCACAAGAGCUGGAAGCUCUGGAGCUUCUACGUGGACCUCGUCGAGAGUGUCAGCUCUCUGGAGGAUACUCGGAAGGUGUACGAGCGCAUUUUCGAACUGCGGAUUGCUACGCCGCAAACAGUGGUCAACUACGCCAAUCUGUUGGAGGAACACCAGUACUACGAGGAGUCGUUCAAAAUCUACGAACGAGGCUUGGAUCUCUUCAGCUACCCGGUCGCCUUUGAGCUAUGGAAUCUGUACCUCACAAAGGCCGUCGAUCGCAAGAUUGGCAUCGAACGUCUGCGCGACCUCUUUGAGCAGGCUAUCGAGGACUGUCCGCCCAAAUUUGCCAAGGUUAUUUACCUCAUGUAUGGCAACUUGGAGGAGGAGCGGGGUCUUGCAAGGCACGCCAUGCGAAUCUACGAACGCGCGACCAGGGCGGUGGCGGAUGAGGACCGGGCGGACAUGUUCAAUUUUUACAUCACCAAGUCGGCAUCCAACUUUGGGCUGCCGUCGACGAGACCCAUCUACGAAAAGGCCAUAUCCACCUUACCCGACAAUGAGGCACGGGACAUGUGCCUAAAGUUUGCCGACAUGGAGAAGCGCCUUGGCGAGAUCGAUCGGGCGCGGGCUAUCUAUGGUCACGCGUCACAGUUUUGCGACCCACGCACCAGUCCAGACUUUUGGGCGAAAUGGGAGGCGUUCGAGGUGCAGCACGGCAACGAGGACACGUUUAAGGAGAUGCUGCGGAUCAAGCGGAGCGUGCAGGCGCAGUACAACACCGACGUCAACUUCAUCGCGUCGCAGGCCCUCGCACGCAGCCAACGGCGACCAGAGGAGUCGAUCGAUCCUGAGGCGGCCGAUGCUAUGGCAGCGCUCGAGCGACAGGCGAAGGCGCCCGUUGGGUUCGUGGCGGCCAGCGAUGCCGCCAAGACAACCAACGAAGCCGAGGCACCAACUGUAACGGCAAAUCCGGAUGCCAUCGACAUCGAUGACCUAGACGAGUAA